This is a messenger RNA of Hippopotamus amphibius kiboko, 2666 nucleotides long. RefSeq names its product transmembrane protein 254 (gene TMEM254). The record is from RefSeq and is a predicted model, not a curated record. NCBI's taxonomy places the organism in Eukaryota, Metazoa, Chordata, Mammalia, Artiodactyla, Hippopotamidae. The coding region runs from base 185 to 505 and encodes 106 amino acids. The transcript is spliced from 4 exons.
UCUCGCGCGCUAAGAUCCGGGGGACCAGGCCCGGGAAGAAGACGCAGGCGCACUUGUGUGCCCCCGCCUUUCGCCGGUGUGGAGAGCUUGAGAAACCGGUACCCAGGUACCGGUACCCAGGCUUUCCCUAAAUGAAGGCAGGGAAGACUCCCCACCCCUUGACUCGGUGUCUAGCUCUUUCAAGAUGGUGGUGGCGAAGUCGGAGGACGGUGGGGCUGCUACGUCCUACUUUCGUACAGCCAGGCCCCUGCCCUCGCUGGUCACGGUCCUGGGCCUGGGGUAUUUCGGGUGGAUGAUCUUCUGGCCUGAGAGUAUUCCUUAUCAGAGCCUAGGGCCGCUGGGCCCCUUCACUCAGUAUUUGCUGGAAAAUCAUCACACAAUCGUGCACAUUUGGUAUUGGCUUGCCUGGCUGAUUCACGUGGGAGAGUCCUUGUACGCCAUUGUAUUGUGCAAAUCACAAGUGGGGCCUCCAUUUUUGCUCGCACCACAGUUACAAAUGAACUGAUGUAAUACAUUCACACCUGCACAGCGGUGACUGGGGAGACAGUACCCUUGAACAGAAAAUGCCGAUAAAACAGUGAGGCCAACAGAAGUUUUAAGAUAACCGGAGUGUAGAUAAUUUUUGACUCACCCUGGUGUGGGUGGGUGUGUGUGUGUGUGUGUGUGUGUGUACACACACAUAAAUAUAAACUCCUCUGUAGUUUUUUGCUAUUGUCAUUUAUGCCUAUUUUCCCAUGUUUAUAUCUAUAAAUUUACCUCAUUCAUUUCAUUAGUACACAGUAUUCUAUUAUAUAAAUGUGCCUUAAUGUAUUUAACAGACCCUCCUUCUGACAGACUUUUAAGCCUCUAGUUUUUUUUUAAACUUUUAUAAGUAAUACUGCGUGAACAUGAAUUUCUUGUACAUCCUGACCCAGUUUGAUACAUAGUUCAUUUUUUAAUUGUUCAGUGGUAGAAUGUAUGAAUACAGUUGAUUCUUAUCUACUAACCUCACAUCCAGUGACCUUGAUAAAUUCAUUUCUUAGCUCUAAUAGUUCAUUUGUUCAUCUAAUAAUUCAAUAAUUUAAAAGACUCCUUUUCAUUUUCUAGGUAUGCAAUUGUCUCUAGAAGUAAAGAUAGUUUUAUUUCUUUGUUUCAAUUCCGUAUACUUUUUAUUUAUGCUUUUUCCCUCAUUGCACUGGCUGGUACGUCCAGUCCAGUGUCGACUAGAAGUGGUGAUAGUAGGCAUCCUGGCCUUGUUCCUGAUCAGAGGGAAAGCUUUCAGCAUUCUGCCUCAUGUUUUUUCUAGAGUUGUGUAGAUCUUCUCUAUCAAAAUAAAGAAGUUCCAUUCUCUUUCUAAGUUUUCUGAGAACUUGUAUUAAGAACGGAUGUUGAAAUUUAUCAAAUGCUUUUUCCGCAUUUAUUAAGAUGAUCAUACAAUUUUUCUCCUUUAAUCUGUUAAUGUAGAAAAUUAUAUUGUUUUUGCUUUUAAAUUUUGUUUUAAAAGUCAUCAACAUGAGACUUAUUUAUAUACAGAUGAGACUGUAGCAAGGCAUUCACUUCAACUGGGCCAUUUUCUUUUGAGCUUGGUGUUAAGCAGUUUAGUUUGAAUGGCUGUAUAAACGGAAAUUUAUUAAUACUAUGUGUCAGGCCCUUUACUAACCACUUUGUGUAACUUAUCUCAAAAAUAAUCUUAAAAUUUGGUGAGAUAAAUACUAUUACUCCUAUUUUUCAGAUGAGGAAAUUGAUUCUGAGAGAGAGUGAGUGACUUGCCCAAGGUCAAGCUGGUAGUUGGUCAAGCUAGGAUUUAUAUCUGGUCUGUCUUCAAACACUUGCUUUGAAGCCAUCCCAGUGCUUUUUAACCCUAUAUGCUCAUCACAGUCAUGUGAGAAACAGUUCAUAAUACCAUGCCUUAGGCACUAGCCAGAUUGCUUCUCAGGGAAGAACAUACCAUCCUGAAUGCACAAGAAAAACAAAAAUAAAUGAACUAACCAUUCAAGUUAAGAAGCUGGAGGGAAGUGCAAAAUAAACCCAAUGAAAUUAGAAGGAAUAAAUUUUUUAAAAACUAGAAGACAGUAACUCCUAUGAAACCAUAACAUUAAAAUUCUGGUGGAUAACUAUGGAAAACAAUUUGGAGGUUCCUUAAAAAACUACAAAUAGAACUACCAUAUGAUCCAGUAAUCCCACUACUGGGCAUAUACCCAAAGAAAACCAUAAUCCCAAAAGAAACAUGUACCAUAAUGUUUACUGCAGCACUAUUUACAAUAGCCAGGACAUGGAAGCAACCAAAAUGCCCAUCAACAAAUGAAUGGAUAAAGAAGAUGUGGCAUAUAUAUGCAAUGGAAUAUUGCUCAGCUAUAAAAAGGGAUGAGAUGGAGCUAUAUGUAAUGAGGUGGAUGGACCUACAGUCUGUCAUACAUAGUGAAGUAAGUCAGAAAGAGAAGGACAAAUAUUGUGUGCUAACUCACAUAUACGGAAUCUAAAAAUGGUACUGAUGAACUCAGUGACAAGAACAAGGACGCAGAUGCAGAGAAUGGACUGGAGAACUCGAGAUUUGGGGGGGCAGGGGGUGAAGGGGAAGCUGAGACGAAGCAAGAGAGUAGCACAGACAUAUAUAUACUACCAACUGUAAAAUAGAUAGUCAGUGGGAAGUUGUUGUAUAACAAAGGGAGAUGGAAGAUGCCUUAGAG